AUGACUCGUUCACACCUAAAGCCAGAAGGCUGUCAAUGGUUUAUACUCGAAUCAACUUUUGAGAUCGAUAAUGAAGUUUUUGAACUUAUUUUACCAGUAACAUCAAGCAUAGAUUUACCAGAUGCUGAUAAUAUGCGACGCGCGUUAAAUAGUUUAAUAAAAGAUGUAGGAAAGAAAUAUAAAGAAGCCCAAGAUUAUGAAGAAUGGAUGUCUCAAACCUACCUUAGUGAACUUUUUUCAAGAUUCUACGCUGAAUUUAAUGAAGAAACUUUAUUCAAAAUGCAAGAAGAUUAUUAA
This is a messenger RNA of Dentiscutata erythropus, 297 nucleotides long. NCBI's taxonomy places the organism in Eukaryota, Fungi, Glomeromycota, Glomeromycetes, Diversisporales, Gigasporaceae. The record is from the annotation of a GenBank genome assembly.